AUGAAAGCCCUAAAGGAAAGAAAAGCCCAUGACCACAUACCUCUUGACUACAAAGUCUCUGCCUACAGCUCUUUUCUCCGUGUUGUUUCAUCUCUCCAGUCAGGGCCCAUGACCUACUCAGUAAGUACAGUUCGCAGUCACAGCAGAAAUAUCUGUAACAGUUCAUUUUACCAGCUUUACAGAAAAUCUCCAGUGGCAUUUCCACGUAAACAGUCGCUUACGGAAAGGGUCUGCAGAGCAAAAGCCUGGGUGGACAAGGUCUCUGGCCUCUGCAGCACUCCCCAGGCCAAAGGUAUCCUACCUAUUUCGGAGGCGUGUAUAAAGAGCGACUCAGUCCCCACUAAACGAAAACGAACAGUAACCAGCAGCGAGGAAGCGCUGAUGGCCUGCCUGUGCGCCGGCGGCCCUGGGAAGCCCCACGCAAAGCCGCAGCCCGCCCCGCGGCCCACUGCAGAGCAGAGCUCCGCUGCCCGCAGGCGCGUGACCCACGGCCGGCGCGGGCCCGGCCUCCGCCGGAGAGGGCCUCCCGAGAGGAGGGGGCGGAGGGGGAGAGCUGGGGGGAAAGGGGAGGGGAAGUGCGAUGCGGCAUCACGGCGGCUGCGCGGCGCAGCCCCGGAACGCCUGAGCAGGAAACUCCUUUUUUGGGCCGCGGAAGUGCCAUAA
Melozone crissalis (California towhee) is the source of this 663-nucleotide messenger RNA. RefSeq lists its product as uncharacterized. Bases 1 to 663 code for a protein of 220 amino acids. The record is from RefSeq and is a predicted model, not a curated record. Lineage: Eukaryota; Metazoa; Chordata; Aves; Passeriformes; Passerellidae. The transcript is spliced from 2 exons.